Molecule: messenger RNA, 7766 nt
Organism: Pelobates cultripes (western spadefoot toad)
Lineage: Eukaryota; Metazoa; Chordata; Amphibia; Anura; Pelobatidae
Source: the annotation of a GenBank genome assembly
CUUUAGUGAAUAACCCUGUGAAAGAAAAACAAAAGGAGACACACUGUCCCUUUAACACAGGUUUCCAUGACUACCCCUGGUAGCAUCCUCCUCACCGAUCGCUAAGUUACGCUUUUUGGACUGCAGGCUGACCCGUAGUUGUAGCUUGAUGGAGAAAGAAGCGGUAGCCAAGAUGGCUGCGUCCGCGGACGGGCAAGCUCGGUACGGGCACUCCGUGAAGGGUUUGCUCACCGAGAAGGUCGGUACGUGCGGCGCGGACGUCAUCGCGCUCACCAAGCAGGUGCUGAAAGGCUCGCGCAGCUCGGAGGUAAGGGCGAGCGGCGGCCAUCACACUGCAUCUCGGCCGGUGGGCGGGGCUAGUCCUGGUUAUGCGCCUUAUACAGCGACGAACUACGUUUCCCGUGAUGCUCUGUCAUCCGCUCAUCUGACUGAGCAUCACGGGAAACGUAGUCCAUAUAAAUCUAUCUGUAUUGCUGCUAGUCCUUACAGAAGGAAAAUGAUUCCUAAAAUGUGUUUAAUUUUCAUCUUCAGUACUCAGUAACAAAAACAGCUUUAAAUAAAACUUGAAAAGUGUCUUUGUUGUAAAAUAAGCAGAUUCAGAGUUUCCCUGUUGCUGAUAGCUUGUAAAAGAGAUUUUUUUAGAGUGCCUGUUAGCCCCAAACUGAUCAUUUCUGUAAGGCUGUAAUUACACGGUGUGUGGUCAGGGUGCCCACAUACCACAGGCUUCCUGGAAAUCUACAGGCUGGGUUCCAGAUGGGCAGCAAAUGAAAAGUGUUGCCCUGUACUAUGUAGCACUGAAAUGCUGCAAUAAUUAAAGGGACACUGUAGCCACCUAGACCACUUCAGCUCAUUGAGGUGGUCUGGGAGCAGUGUGUCCUUAUCACAGGUAGUGCUGCAAUGCAAAAAAUUGCAGUUAUUAUUUAUAUAGCGCCAUUAAAUUUCAUAGCGCUGUACAAUGGGCAGUUUCUAUAGAAACAGCAAUGUUUAUAUUGCAGCUCUAAGUCUGCCCUCAGUGGCUCCCUACCAGACAGCCACUAGAGGGCUUCCCGAAUUGAAGCGGAUCUUUGGUCUGGUAUCUGGCGCUGGACGACCUAACGCUCUGCAGGAGGACCUCUAGCGUCAGAUUUUUUUCCCUACAGGAAAGCAUUGAUUCAGUGCUUUUCUAUGGGUUGGUCUAAUGUGUGUGCAGCAUUUGCCGCGCAUGCACAUUAGAGCUGGAUUGUUGCAUGAUGUCGAGGGACAUGCGCAUUGGGAUAAGGUGAGUAAUUAAAGGGUUUUUAACCCUUUAUUCACCCGGGCAGGGGGGCACAAGGUAGGGAGGAGGUAGAGGGAGAGAUAGUGCCAGGAAUACAGUUUUGCAUUCCUGGCACUAUAGUAUCCCUUUAAAUUAAUGGGACACUCCAGACAAAUAAAUCACUUUGGCUUGCCUAAAUUCAUUUAAUCAGCACCUUCCCCACCUCCCGAAAAUGAGUAUUUCAUAUUUUUUGUCUAUGAAUUUCUCCUGUGCCUGACUUUCCUAGACUCAGGGCAGAGCUACAGAGUCAAUCCCGACAGUCGUCACUAGUGCUGGAGGUAAUUUGCGCUGUAGACAUCAUUGCUGUACUCUCAUGCAUGUGCGAGAGUACAGCAAUGACAUCAGCACCAGGAGCUGAAGAGGAGCAGACCAAGAAAAUGGCAGCGUCCACAAGGGACAGGUUCCGGUAAGUAAAUGUCACUUUUACUUGCCCUCCUGGCCAUCAGACCCCCAGUGGCACUGUCACCAUCGGGGGCUUUACAAAUUCAGCAAAGUCCCCAGACGGUGACAGUGCUGCCUUAAAGGAUCACUAUAGUGUCAGGAAAACAAACCCGUUUUCCUGACACUAUACAACCUUUAGGGUCCCCCCACCCUCAGGGUCCCCCUCCCUUGGUGCUUAAUCCAGCGCCGGGCUCCCUCAGCGCUGGUGACCUCGCCUCCCCCGCCGACUUCAGCUCCUGAGUGGAGCGGAAUGCGCAUGUGCGUCAAGAGCCGCGCGCGUGUUCAAACAGUCCAUAGGAAAGCAUUUCUCUGAAACUGCUAUGUUUACAUCUGAAGGGUUAAAACCUGGGGGACCUGGCACCCAGACCACUUCAUUGAGCUGAUGUGGUCUGGGUGACUAUAGUGUCCCGUUAACAAUGUUAUAUCCCCUGCGUGUUAAUCAGACAGCCAGUCCUGUUACUUCCGGGUUUGUUUAGCUAAGUGAAGCUAAAUUUAAGAGGCAGCAAUUGCUCGGAGCACUUGACUUGCAAAGUCUUUUAAUUGAGCUACAUUGGAAGUCUGUGAUUGGACAGAGAAAGUUUGACCGAGGUUAUAAAGGGAGGGCUUCCAAAGGCAAAAAACAUUAUUUUUUCAUUUUAAAAGCAUAUUAUUAUUAUAUAUUAAUAUUGCAUUAUUAUGGGUUAUAUUAUCAUAUAGUUUCUAUUUAAUUAUAUUGAUUGUUAAUGCCUGCAUUUGUAUAAGUGGAGGUUGUUAAUCAAUAAGUAGUUUAAACUACAUCUAACCACAUAGCAAGUAAUUUAUUAUUCUGCUUCACUAUGAGUUUAAUUCACUAUUUAGUUUAAUUUGUGUUUUGUCCAAAAUAACAAAUUGCUGUUUUGUGUAUAUUUACCAAUAUUAUGUAAAUAUCUGUCCUGCCAGUUACCAAGCCCAAAUUCAUAAGUACACAGACUUCACAUUUGAAACUGUAGAAAUUGUUUUUUUUAAAUUUAAUUGGAAAUUUAAUUUAAUUUUUAAUAUUUCAUUUUUUUCUUUGCAAUUUAGCUCCUUGGCCAAGCAGCCCGAAAUAUGGUUAUGCAAGAAGAUGCCAUUUUACAUUCUGAAGAUGUAAGGAAAACUGUUGUAAAUAUGAAUAGAUCUAAUGUCAGUGUAUUCCGUUUGAUACCUAUUGUGUGCAUUUCACUUGAAAAUUGCUGAUAAUGUUUGGCUAUAGUUUCUUGUGAUUUUUAUUUUUUUGUUUUCAUUUUUUAAAAAUUACAACCUUGCUUGUAUAAUCUAUAGGUUAGUAGUGACCGAUUAAAGACAGAGAUGCAUCAUGGGAAGUGUACUUUAUAAAUAUUUGAAGGUGCCAAGAGUAGACAUCGUUGGUGUCGGUUUUUUUAACGGGUUAGUGAAAACACCAUGACCACAUCUGUGUUUUGAAGUGGUCAUGGUGCAAGGAGUCUAUAUGUGAAACGCAGCACAUGCAGAGAUUUUUGAUCAAGAUUCCGGAGAUGGAACUAUUUUUCAAAUCAGACACUGUUCCUCCAUCCUACCUCUGUUCCUCGGUCCGUCGCUCAGUGUUCCUACCCAGCCCAGAGCGAGGGCAACUGCCUCACAUGCACUCUCGGCCCAAUAAUGCAUCUCUACAAAAAGCAUUUCAUUAACUACAAAUUGUUUGACAUAACUGGAUGACAUAAAUGAUGGCAAAACUUUGGCUACAGGGAGAACUUGGCCAUAGAGUAACUCUUUCUUUUAUUAAUGUGCAUGAUUGAAUUCCCCCCAUUUUAAGUUUAUGUAUGAGAUUAGCUAAUACAUUGCGCAGUCUGGAGGAAUGGCUUAUUAGUUUUUUGUAUUAGUUAUUCUGUGUUCCCACAAAAUAAAUGCUAAUAGACAACUUAUUGACACACUUUGUUUAAUGUCUCACCUUCUUAAAGAUGAUAUCUUUGUUUCUCUAAUAGUUCCUUGGUGAAAUGUUUUUUUGGCUUCUUCUGCAAGGAGCUGCAUUAACGGAAGCUAUCGUGUUAGAGAUACAAAGCUGUAUUCCUUAUAUUACAGUGUCCCACUGCCCCCCACAGACUCCCCCAUUUUCUGGCAAUGAAAGAGUUAAUCCUUUAAACACUUUGCUUAUUCCAGCACUGGGGUCACUCGCCACUGGCUCCAUCUCCACUUCCGUCAGCGUUAGGGGGAAACCUAAUGUGCUGGUGUAAGGUGGGUGUUAAAGGGGUUUUAACCCUUUAAUUUCUGUAAGGCAGUGUAAUGCAGAAGGACACUAUAGUGUUAAAAAAAUAUCUUUGUAUUCCGAACACUAUAGAGUUCCUAUAAAGGGACACUAUAGUCACCUGAACAACUACAGCUUAAUGUAGUUGUUCAGGUAUGAUCUACAGCUCCCUGCAGGCAAUCUAAUGUAAACACUGUAUUUUCAGAGUUUACAUUGAUUGAUAGGAAUACCUCCAGUGGCCGUCACUCAGACAGCCACCAGAGGGACUUCCUAUCAUGCAGGGCCCUAAAAAAGGCCUUGUGUGCGCGCCUUCUCUCUUCUGCCUGUCAGCAGAGGAGAGGGGGCGGGCAAAGACUGCGAGCUGAGCUGUCAGUCAGGUCAGCUCGCGGCCAGGCACACCGCGCGCAUGUGCGGUAGUGCGCUCAGGAAUUCAGAGGGCGGCAUUAAUGCCGCCCUCUGAAGUAUGUGCCGCGCAUGCUCCCAAAUGGAAGCGUCUGAUUGCUCGCGUCCGCCUAUUUCAUCAUUUUGACGAAAUAGGGGGCGCGGCUUCACGAGGCUCCCGGCGCUGGAACCAGGUGCGUCAAAUUUUUGCCUGGAGAGUCCCUUUACUAACCCUUUGACUUAUUCUGAUUAUAUGAUCUGGUUUUCACAAAACUGAAAAGGAAAUAAUUUAAUAAAAAAAUGUUUUUGCAACUCUUCUGCAAAUGAUUGCUUUGUUUCACAGACAUUCCUGUGAAAUGUUAACCCCUUAAGGACACAACUUCUGGAAUAAAAGGGAAUCAAGACGGAAUAUUUCCGUCAUGUGUCCUUAAUGGGUUAAUGAGCAUAUUUUUGAUUUAAUGAAGGACCUGCAUGUACCCACAAUCUUAUAAAGUAAUACACACAGACUGUGAGUCAUUCUGUGUAGAUAUACUCAAACCAAAUCAUAUACUGUAGUGGAGAUAAUUAUUAAUCUGAUUUAGCUGAUAUCGCUUUUUAAAAAUUUAUGCUUACUUAAUUUUCAAGAAGAAUAUGACCUCUGUGAAAAAGUAGAUCCCAGUAAAGAACAGAUAUGUCUGCUACUUCAGAGUGCAAUCACUAUCUUGGAUAUUUUACAGCACAGUGUAGUAAAAGUGGAUGUGGGCUGCAAUUAGUGUUGGCCAGUGGGAAAUCUAAUAUUAGGUAAGGGUGUGUUUUGUGAUUUAAAUAAAUACACCUGGUCAUAAAACACAAACUCUAUUGCCCCAGAAAUCAAACAGGAGGUUAAGGUUUAAAACUUUAUCCUGGAAUAUUGCAUCGUGGUUUCAAGAUCUGUUAUCAGGGACAAAAGAUCAUAAUCAGUAAUUGAAUGCAGCUUCUAUCGAAUUUUUGUGAUAAAAAUAGUUAAUUAAAAUAUAAUAUAAUAAAAAAAGUUGUGUUUUUUUUUUAUUUAAAUCCAAUUACUUUUAACAAAAUGCUUUUUUGGAUGACAAAUAUUUCUAUUUAAGAACUUGAUAGUCAAAAAGUUAUUCAGCUUGAACUAGGGAUUAGUAAUGUGGUUUGCUGUACUGCUCAUGUGUCAAUUCUGUCAAAAUAUGGAUGCCAUUGAGUGGCUGAGCAUAUCAUGUGUAGUGGUUAUACAGCUUGGACUACACAUUCAAGACCCAAAUAGCCAAGCCAGAUAAAUCGCUAAGUUGUCAAUUCACUGUUUAGUAAAUAACCCUAGAGCUCUUCGUGCCAGGAUUGCAGUAUCACCGAGCCAUGAACCAUUCAAUGUCAACCUUAAGGUAAGGCACUAAGCAGGACAGGAGAGCAUAAUGUGUCAUUGGUAAAGUAAUUACCAAAAUGCCAAUCCUAGGCAGGACUAUCCCUUCUAAGCAUGGGAACUUCAAUUUACUGUUUUCAUGAAAGGGGGAAUCCCCUUGUAAGAUGUAUGAAAAAGUACCUCGUAUGACAAUAACAAUAAAACCGUACUUGUGUAAACUGAAGGAGCCUUGUUUCUAACCAACUCUUCACUUCUUUUUCAGAGCCUCAGAAAAAUGGCGAUUAUAACGACUCAUCUACAGUACCAGUAAGAAUCUCCUUGAUUUCCUUUUCAUUUAAGAUGUUGUCAAUUACGGAUGAUUUCUUAAUAUCAAUGCUUUUUUCUUUUCUUUCUCUGAUAGACAAGAGGCUAUUCAGAAAAAGUAAGUCAAUUUUUCAUUCUAUAUCGUUGUACUUGUAGUACCCACGUACAGCUUGCUGUAUUAGUUAUGGUUUCAAAACUUAUCCCGAAAUCCCCAGUCCAGCAGGAGUUUGUGUUAAGUACUUUAUCCCCCCAGAGCACUUUCACACAUCACAAAGAAUCAAAGAAACUGCUCUGUAGGUUUCAAGUUACAAGAGACACACACAUGGAUGAAAUUGCUGUCCUGGGUCUGAAGGUCUGUCUUUAGCAGUGGUUUUUUUUGGUUGUUUUUUUUUCCCCUCGCUUUUUAUUUUCUAUGGUAAUUUUUUUUCAACAAUACAUUGUACAAGUUGUCAUACUUAACUGAAAGGGGCUUUGGUAUGCAGGAAUUUGUGGUGAUACCUCGAUUUAAGGGAUUCUUAAAGGACACUCUAGUCACCAGAACCACUACAGCUUAAUUUAGCUGUUUUGGUGUCUACUGCUUGUCCCUGCAGGCUUUUUAAUAUAACCACUGCCCUUUCAGAGAAAAGGCAGUGUUUACCUUGCUGCUUACUAACACCUGUAGGUGCAGUCACUUAGACGGCCAUUAGAGAUGCUUCACAGUGUAUAGCACUGACGUUCUGCAUGGAGACGCUGUACGCUUCCCACAGACAUGCAUUGAUUCACUGCACCACUAUGAGGAGAUGCUGACUGGCGCAGCACGGUUUUCUGCCGCACAUGCCCAAUAGCCUCCCAACGCUUUCCUAUGGGGAACCAUUGCAUUGGCUGAGAUGAUCAAGAUUGAUGAUCUCGGCCAUGGAGGCAGAACCAGCCACGGCAAAACUGGAGUGGCAAGGGAGAAAAUGUCAGUAAAAUCACCUUUCAAUUCUACAGAGGGGGUACCGGACACCUAAGCAGUUAGUUUAACACUAAAAUGUUAGGUAUAUCGGUUUGCAUUCUAUAAUAUUAUAUUGUUUUUCCUUUAUAUUUAACAAAUAUGCGUUUUGAGGGCUAAAAAUUUACAUUUAAAUGUUAAAAAUCUACACCACUUUAUUUAACUAUUUUAUUUUUCUUUCUACUGUGUAGUGUUCAGCAGUCAACAAACCUCCAGGACCAGCUGCGGCAUCUAUUGAAAUAGGAAGAAUGUUAUAAAUAGUACUAGUAUCACGGAGGACGUAACGCAAAUUGUUUGCUUUCCGGUGCAGAUAUAGAUUCCACUUUCAUCGCAGCAUGUGUUGGCUAUUACUUAAAGAAACACUCCGAGCACCAUAACAACUUCAUUGAAAUUAAGUUGCUAAAGUGCCAGGAGGUCCCUGGCACUGGCUCAGCUUAAGGGUGACUGGCUGAGAGGCAAGGAGAAGAGCACAAACUGUGUGGUUAAUCCUUUUGACAAUGGUUUAACACCUUAAGGUGAACCAGGGAUCUCAGAAGAUAAUUUAGAUAAAAUUGUUAUGGUACCUAAACUGUCCCUUUAAAGGAAACACACUUUUUGUCUCAUUUUUAUUUACAGUGUUCUAAAUUGCUUGUUGUUUACAAAGUCAGUGGAUUUAAACAUGAUACGUUCCCAUCACCGGCAUCAUCUACAAAAUGAAGACCUAUCAUCACUAACUCAUACUGUAUUUAAACAUUUUCCUUGAAAGUGGAAGAGCCAUAUAUGAAUAUAACUUGUUAAAAUGAAUUGCUUUGUCUAUGUAUAAAGAUAUGUAUAUUUGGAUUUGUAAAAUAAAUUGCAC